This is a messenger RNA of Gongylonema pulchrum, 495 nucleotides long. NCBI's taxonomy places the organism in Eukaryota, Metazoa, Nematoda, Chromadorea, Rhabditida, Gongylonematidae. The record is from the annotation of a GenBank genome assembly.
AUGUUCAAAGAGCCGGAGCAAAAUUCGGGCAACAAUAACACCUCUUCAGCGACAGGCCUGAUUGUUAGCGAAUACAAGGACAAAAUUGCGGCUCUCGAAACAGCGAAUGCAGAUUUGGAGCGUACGAAUGAGCAAAAACAGAGCAAAAUAGACGCACUGGAAAAGAACUGCGACGAAUUUGAUCGUGUGGAGGAGGAAUUGAGGGAAUUAUUGUGGUCGGCCAGCGAGGAACGUAAAAAAGAUCAAGAUUUAAUCGCCCAGCUGCAGAAGAAGCUCAAAGAGACGCAGAUCAACCGAAGCGAUGAGGAGAUCCGCCAGAAAGAGGAGUUGGCCAGCUUACGUAUACAAAUGCAAAGGAGAGAGGAGGAAAUACGUGAGCUGAAAAAGGACAAUGAUGCAAAAAAGAGAAGAAUCCAGGGAUUACUAGAGGAAUUGCGUCGAGUGACGAUCAAACAAGAAGAGAGUAAGUUUGUCUGUUGUUCGAAAUUAAUAUAG